Messenger RNA from Trichoderma harzianum CBS 226.95, 1710 nucleotides. Its product is annotated as carbohydrate-binding module family 50 protein. The record is from RefSeq and is a predicted model, not a curated record. Bases 1 to 1710 code for a protein of 569 amino acids. NCBI's taxonomy places the organism in Eukaryota, Fungi, Ascomycota, Sordariomycetes, Hypocreales, Hypocreaceae. The transcript is spliced from 8 exons.
AUGUCUUCAUAUAGAAUAGACAUACGCAAUUGCCAGCAGUAUACUGUCAUUUCAAAUGAUACGUGCAUCGGUAUCUGCAGUCAUAAUAAUAUCACCUAUGCUCAACUACUUUCUUGGAAUCCAGGAAUUGAUCCCGGAUGCUCGAAUCUCGCGAGCUUCAUCGAUAACAGCAUAUGCCUUAGUAACCCUCAAGGCCAAUUCUCAAUAACCAGUAACACAAUCAGUGCAACUGCAAUUGCGACUACAACAGCUUCUGUCCCAUCACCAACAUUAAACCAGACGACUUCUCGUUGUGCCCAAUACUACCUGAUUUCUGAUGGAGACGAUUGUUCCCUCCUAGCUACAAAAUUUGGCAUCACUCUCAAGGACUUCAUCUUCUUAAACUCUGAAGUAUGGUCUAAUUGUGCAAACCUAGAGCUAGGCUACUAUUACUGUGUCCAACCUGUCGGAUAUAUUUCCACCUAUCCUGGAUAUGGCCCUAGCGCUACAGCACCGCUCUUUAACCAGACUCCUUCCACUUCGCUGCCAAAAAUUGACAAUCCUCUAGCGAAUUGGCCCGUGAAUGAUUCUAUCAUCCCCAUCGCGAAUAACACGCGGAAAGAUUGCUAUGACUACAUUUACAUGAAUAACACAAAUACUACGGAAAACUUAGCUGCGGACUGUUGGAAUCUGGCCUGGGCUUAUGGAAUCACUAGUGAGGAGCUCGUUCUUUGGAAUCCAUCACUUGAAAAAAACGAUACUUCUUUCAGCACCCCGGCCCCAGAAGAAUCAUCAUGCAUAGCUAGCCCAACCGCUGUCUCCAGUGGUUCCAGCGUUUCUGUCUAUAGAUAUACCUAUCCAUGCACGCUUGCCGCAAAUACGUCUUAUUGCGUACUCUUGGUAUCUCCCACACCUGCCCCAUCAACACCCACUAUUCCCCCUGGGCCCCGCGCAAGUGGUCAAGUAGCCAACUGCACUAAUUGGUAUACACCAGCGGCAAGCGUUUCUUGCGCGAAGAUCCUGAAAAUGUUUCGUCUUACAAUUGACCAAUUCCAUUUCAUGAAUCCAUCGGUCAGCCAAGAUUGCUCGACACUUGUCAUGGGUACACAUUAUUGUGUUACGACGGAACGCGGCGGUGCACCUCUAGGGUAUUACGAUGAUGACGACAAUGAAACUUACACUACAACGAUAGGGGGGACAACAAGCAGUGGAACGGGAAUUGUUACGCCGUCACCCGUGCAGACAGGAAUGACAUCUGCGUGUGAUAACUUCUAUAAAGUUCAGAUACCAGACGGCUGCUUUGAUAUUGCACAAAACUACAGUAUUUCACUGGGCAACUUUUACGCUUGGAAUCCUGCAAUCAAGACGGAUUGCUCAGGGCUCCAUGCCGGUCUGUACGUCUGCGUUGGGGUCUUGACAUCAACUACAACUACUUCAGUUGUUACUACGAUGUCAAUUGGCGUUACAACUCCCACCCCGAUACAGAGUGGAGUGGCCGGAAACUGUAAGAAGUUUUACAGUGUUCACGCCGGAGACGAGUGUGCCGCAGUCGCGAGCAGUGAGAGCAUCCCCCUGGCUUCCUUUUACGCCUGGAACCAAGCUAUCAAGACAAACUGUGGCGGACUCCAGGCGGGCGUCUAUGUUUGUGUUGGUGUACAAACGAGUUUGCAUUCCCUUACCUCUACCACCAUCCCCACGCCGACUGAGAUAUUGACCCCUAGGCCAACGUAA